Messenger RNA from Cantharellus anzutake, 3310 nucleotides. RefSeq lists its product as uncharacterized. NCBI's taxonomy places the organism in Eukaryota, Fungi, Basidiomycota, Agaricomycetes, Cantharellales, Hydnaceae. The coding region runs from base 93 to 3155 and encodes 1020 amino acids. The transcript has 5 exons. The record is from RefSeq and is a predicted model, not a curated record.
GCUGUCAUUUAUUUUGGCAAACAAGCCUACCAGUCAUCGCAUACCCAGCUCCAAACGUUCUGGAGCCCAUAGGGAUAGAAUCAGGCUGGUCCAUGGCGGAUGUUGGGAGGCAGCCCACUGUUAUUAGGUCAGAAAAACAAAGCCGCUCAUCGGCCGAGGCGUCACGUCGUCAUCACAGCCAGCAUUCACAAAUAACUGCUUUCUCCUCACGGUCUCUUGGGUCGGGAGAGAAGGACAGCUCAAUGAGAGGAAGCCCCGAACCCGGGUCAUUCGGCACUGUUGCGAAGUCUAACAGGAGUCUUAUUGCGAGUGUUGACCGAUCUCGAACAAUGUCUUCGCAGGGGAAGCCGAAUACCCCGUCUUCUCCGUGCACUCCCGAAGGGCAGAAACGGCGCAUGAAGUCCCGCAGAUCUAGCGGAAGAUGGAAUGACUGGCCAGUUGAUUUUGGCCUUGGUCUCCUUGAUGACCCCUUUCACAAUGACCCUCUCCUUCAGGCACAAAUCGCGGAAUUGCACCGGCGUGUUGAAAGCAUUAAUCCCGCUGCCCUUCCAACCCUUUCUCCACCCUCUUUGACUGCAGUUGAAUCUGCAUGGAUAAAUACGCCCCCUUCCCCUCGGCAAACUUUUGAGCCUACCAGGCCUCCCACUGAUGCAUUCAUAUCUAAAGCCGGAGAUUUUGGACCUGUUGACAGUAACUUAUUCUUUGCCUCUGAGUCACCCAAAUUACGACAAGGGACCCAUCGUCGUCAUUUGGGCGAUCUUUUCUUGGGGAUCAAGGAGAAAGUCUCCGGAAGGCACAAGGAAGGGAUAGCCUUUCAGCAUUCUGAUGACACCGGUCAAGCAUUGCGUUAUCUACAGGCCGAAAACAGGAUUCGUGCAUAUCGCGAGGCACUUCGCCCAAGCACUAUUGAACGUGCCCAGGCAGCGAGAGCUCAGUUAGAACAUCGUUAUACUCUGAUUUACUCCGCUAUUGCUCGACGCGAACGACCCCCAAACUUGCUUGAUGUAAUAAAGUGGCGCAGAACUACAUUCGAACUCCGCCGCUCAAUUAGUCCGCGGCUUGUCCUUCCUACUGGAAGUACUCACCUUUCUGGACCCCUGAAGAGCCGCACUUCUGCUAGUGCACCUGUUCCGUUGAGAACAAUUGAGGAGGCGCAGACACCUUCCCCGUACGCUGUCGAGUCGCACCAGCUUCAAUGGUUGCCCCAUCUCGCUACUCUUUAUCUGAAAUUUCUUCAGCCCCUCCAUAGCCGGAAGGAAAUGGUCGACUGGCAUGUCACCGCUCAAGCUGUGUCAGAGUACGUCCAGAGAGAUCAGGAUUUAGAAGACCACUGGGCCAAUGAUUACCCUGGCUCUGUGGACCUUCCUCUCUAUGGACCUUCUACGUCACCAUCCCCAUCAAGUUCAGGACAGCAGGUUUACAUGAUUUCAAUGCAACCACCUGUAGGGGACAUGUCCCCCCGCAGUUCAUCCGACCGUGAAGCUUCACGGAGAAUCAAUCACAGAGGUUUCCAUUUAUCGUUAUCUGGCAUCCGGCAUCUGCCCAGAGCUGGAGUCUCACGGGCCAGUCUCUCGUCACCCCAGCAGCCAAGGUCCUCGCAAGAAUUUUCUCCAUCGAGCAGCAGAAGGGAUCUUGGGUACGUUCCCGGCCUGGGACUAAUUCGCACGCAUGUUAGCGAUGGUGCCGAUGUUUCUGAUUUUUCGGGAUCAGACGGUGAAGGUGACGCAAACAUUGGCCUGCGUGACGACGGCGUCCUCGCUAUCAUUCCACAGUCAAUUUCCCGCAGGAGCACCCAGCCUGAUCAGAUUCUCUCUGCCAGCGAAGAUGAUCCGGCUGGAAAAUCUCAGUCGCCGAGCAAGGCUCGUUCUCCAAUGGGCCGCUCCAGUUCUCGUAGGUGGGUUGGGCCACUCAUAGCCCGGUUAGCACUGCCCACCCCCAGCGUGGCUAGGAAUAAUGCCCAGAUUUCUGAUGAUCCCCAAAGUUCGCCCGCUGGAGAAAUUAAGCGGAUGGAAGAAUCGUCUCUGCCUGCCCCUACACCGACUCCCGGGCCGGUGCUGGACCAUCCCUUCACAGCGAAUCCAAUUUCCAGAUUCUCGCACACAAUACCACGUGGAGAAUCUGUGGCACAGAAAGGAGGAAAGAUCCGCAGAGAACGUAUGGAAAUGAGGCAGAGGAAUAUUUAUGCUAUGCGCGCCUCGCUCAUUCAACGAUUGCACCUGCAGGAUCACAAUAUUACCACCAUCACAUCUAUGGCGUUAACUCAAGUCGCAACCUACGUGCAGCUGAAGAUGCUCAUGGAUUCUACCUUGGGUGGUGAAAGUGACGAUGUCAUUUCUGACCUUCUUCAUGCAUUCGCUCCUAUACCUGAUUCUUCCCCACGGGAAGGUGCCUCCACAAAGGGAACUUGGUUGGAUGUGGACAUGAGGCAUUACAGGCGAGAGGAGAGCCUCACGCAUCUACAGAAAUUCUUUGAAUCCAGCCCUACUCAGCCUCCCUGGUCGCAUCCUCCCCCUAUACACGAACCUGCGGCUAGCGUGAUGACGAUGUUGCAGGCUACCGCUGGACUAGAAGAAUAUUGGACAUCUGUUGCAAAGGAGUUGGAAGAACUUAGAUUGCUUCAGGCUAAGGUGACGGAAUCCAUGGGUCGAGUGUUGCCCUACUGCGAAGCAGCGGCGAUGAGAAUAGAUACGGCCUAUCCUGAGCUCGGCCGCAACAUCGACCUCGCCCGUCAACUAUCCGCUUCUGGCCAAAGUACCCUCCCGUACAUCUCCUCUCUGCCCCCUUGGGCACGCGAAAUGCUGGCUCCGGUCAUCGAGUAUACACUCGAACUAGUUGGCUUCAUUAUCCGCUGGCUUUUAUAUCCCAUCUGGCGUGUUCUGCCUCGCUGGGUUCGCGUCGCAUUGACUUUCAUUGCUGUCAUUACCCUCAGCGUUGUCGCGAUCAUGUUCAGUUUAACUGGGAAGUACUGGAGUCUGAGUUACUCGCUCGGCCUUUGGCUCUCGAAUUUCGCUUUGUUCCGUUAUCCUGUCCUGGUGUGCAUCGUAAUCUUCCGGGCUUUCGUCAGUUUUUUGCGUCGACAUUGGAAAAAUGCCGCGUUUGUAUCGUCGCUUGUCAUAUUUUGGUAUAUCACGACCCCUCAGCUACACUCCGGCUAAUCCUGUCCAUCUAAUUAUUUGCUAAUUCCUCAUCUGUUCAGAUUUCCUUUUUUUUUCACCCGCAUUCUUGCACUCAUUCACAAUUAUAUACCAUGCCUAUGCAUACAUACAUACCAUUGUAGCUUAAUCAUAUUGUAUCCAUUACUGAAAACAUC